This is a messenger RNA of Plectropomus leopardus (leopard coralgrouper), 2376 nucleotides long. RefSeq names its product annexin A13-like. Lineage: Eukaryota; Metazoa; Chordata; Actinopteri; Perciformes; Serranidae. The record is from RefSeq and is a predicted model, not a curated record. Gene Ontology annotation, cellular component: nucleus; plasma membrane; cytoplasm. Gene Ontology annotation, molecular function: calcium-dependent phospholipid binding; phosphatidylserine binding; calcium ion binding.
CUGCAGCAGCGGACACGGCUGCGUCCUCUCUGUGUCUCUGUGUCUCAGUGUCUCAGUUUGACGCUUCACAUCAACUCCAGAGCUGCUCAACAUCUCAGCACACCUUCAUCUGACACUUCAGAGCCGGACAGACAGCUCGAGGACAUCAUGGGCAACGUGCAGCCCACCAUCGUCCCGUGUGAGGACUUCGAUGUCACAGCUGAUAUUAAAGCCAUCAGGAAAGCAUGUAAAGGUUUAGGCACAGAUGAGGAGGCCAUUAUUCAGAUCCUGGCCAAUCGCUCUGCAGCUCAGCGCGUGGAGAUCAAACAGGCCUACUUUGAGAAGUACGAUGACGAGUUGGAGGAGGUCCUGAAGAAGGAGCUGACGGGUAGUUUUGAAAAUGCCGUGAUGGCCAUGUUGGAGCCUCCUAACGUUUUCUUCGCCAAGGAGCUGAGGAAGGCCAUGAAGGGGGCGGGAACGGACGAGGCCGUGCUGGUCGAGAUCCUGUGCACCGCCACCAAUGAGGACAUCAUAAGCUACAAGAAGACUUAUGCCCAGGUGCACGAGCGUGAUUUGGAGGCGGACGUUGAGGACGACACCAGCGGAGACGUGAGGAACCUGCUGAUGUCUCUGCUGCAGGCGGGCAGAGACGAGGGCUAUGAAGUGGACGAGGCUUUAGCCGAACAGGACGCAGCGUCCCUGUUUGAGGCAGGAGAGGGCAGGUUUGGCACCGAUGAGUCCACCUUCACCUUCAUCCUGACGCACAGGAACUACCUGCAGCUUCAGGCCACCUUUAAGGCCUACGAGUCGCUUUCAGGGACAGACAUUUUGGACACCAUUGACUCUGAAGCAACAGGAACUCUCAAGGACUGCUACGUUACUCUGGUCAGGUGUGCCAAGAACCCGCAGCUGUAUUUUGCCCGACGCCUUAAUGCCGCCAUGAAGGGACUGGGCACUGAUGAGGACACGCUCAUUCGCAUCAUCGUAAGCCGCUCUGAGAUCGACCUGGACACGGUGAAGGACAUGUACCUGGAGAAAUACGACGUCACCCUGAAAGACGCUCUGGAUUCCGAGUGUGGAGGCGACUUCAAACGCCUCCUCAUCGAGAUCCUGCACUAAAACUUCCCGCCUCCUUCCUGCAGGCCUCAUUUAACCAACGUGACACAGUCUCUCUACCCACUCAUCCUCCCUUCUCCUUUUUUAUUCUCCUUUUAAGUUUCACUCGUUCAUUCUGUGGAUGUUUGUUUUUUUCAGUUUUCAUUGCAGCACGGACCAAAAACCAAAUCUUUAUUAUAUUAUACGGUGUUUUACACAUGAUAAACUACUUGGGCUUUAAAUACAGUUUUGCCAAAAAAAUUACACUCAGUGGAAAUACAUUUUAGGUACAUUGACUGUUUAUUAUCCUUUUGACAAUAUUAUAACAGCAUUUUUAAUCUUAUAUGGAGCUUGUGCAGCUGAGCAUCAUGUUAACGUGUUUAUCCAAAGAAAUAGAUCCAGUUCUUUAUUCACAAUCAGCAGCUCUACAAUCUUAUUGUAUUUCAGUUCACUAUUUUAUUCUCAGAUGCUGCUGCUUAACAUCAAUGAUAUAUAUAUAUGUAUGUACAUAUAUAUAUAUAUAUAUGUCACCUGGCUCAUUUAUCUCACAAUCAUCCAUAAACUUCGCCACUGUUUGCCUCAAAGAUGCCUUUGAUAGCGACACUUAAGUGCCGAAUUAUCACGUUUGAUCUCUGAUAUCUGAAUAGUAUUAAUUAUACAUGAAUUUGAUAUUGAAAACCUGAACACUUUAAGUAUGCAAUAUUGGGUUUUUGUAGUCACGUCCCCGAAAUGCUACGUGGGAUUUUUAACUCGGACUAUUUUUAGUGUUUUGUCACAGCUAACAUGCUGCCUCUCACCGGGCCCGGCGCCAGGACGGGACCUAAGGGGGCUUAUAGUCGCCCCCCUCUGUGUAAGUUCUGUGCAUAUUUAGAAAAAUAUCAAAAAUGACAAAAUUAUUGACCGAGAUACACGUGACCCCCUCAGCUGUAGGUGCAGCGUUUUACAUAGUUCUGCAAAGGAAUGAUUUCCAAACGUUUUCCACAAGGGACCGCGAGUUUAUCAUUGAGUGAAAUGGCAUAUUUAAUGAAUGUUUUAUUAAAUUCAAUGCACAACAACAACACCAGCACAGAGCAGCUGACAGACAGAAAAAUUAUCCCAAAUAGUUUGCAUUCAAGCUUUUUCUAUGAAUUUUGAGCAGAUCAUUUCAUGCAUAUUUUGCAUCUGAGAUGAGUUUUCCCAAUAUUUUUAGCAACUUUUUACGUACCAUUUUUCUGUCUGCAUUGUGUAUUGUUUUAUACUUUUAACCCUUUGAAACCUGGAUUGACGUCAGUUUUCUUGCGCUGCAUUGAGAUGCCUUUCACA